CGCUUGCUUUUCAAGAAGGGGGGAUCGUGCGGGCGCCCUUCUGUGUGCUGACAGUGAGGGGGAUUAUAGGGGUCUGCAACGAGAAGGAUGGGGAGCGGGGCUGUCGCAAGGGAGGACCGGGCUGUUAAUGACCGGCGGGAUAGAGAAAGAGAUACCAAGCGGGCUCGAGAGAAGAGCCCGAGUCCGCCUUUCAGAGAAAGGGAGAGACGCCGGUCGCCACCUGGCAAGCGCAGGCGCGAGGAUGAGCGCGAUGGAGGUGGAAGGCGAUCAGGGGGCAGGAGCAACGCUGACAAGUUCCGGUUUGAAGCCGCGCGAGGAGACUCCCCACCGCCACCUUUUGAUGAUGCUGGUCGCCGACCACGCAACGGGGCCGCAGACCCUGCUUUUGCAAGUGGCUGGGAUAUUCCACCAGGCAGAAGACAAGAGGAUGGGGAGGGACUUCAAAGCUACAAGCAGUUCUUACUCACGCUACCUGAUGACAUCAGUCCAGCCGAAGGAGAGCGAAGGUACGAAGAAUACAAGACACAGUUUGUCCAAGCACGCAAACGGGAGUAUUUUGAGCGGAACAAGAAACGGUCAGAGCUUCGCGAGAAGUAUGACCCUGUGAAGCUCGAAGAAAUUUGGCAGCGGAAGUUGGAAAAGGCGCAGGCGGCAGCAGCUACCUUUGCAAAGGAUCUGGAUGAGGGCAAGCUACGCACGGGUCCGCUGGAUGGAGACGAUGACAGGCGUCGUGAUGACAAGGUCCCUGCAAUUGCGUCAGACCCCCAAAGGAUACAGCAGGACAUCAAGCAGUGCACGGCGCUCAUCAAGAAGCUUGACGCUGAAAAGAACAUCCCGGAAAACAAGCUGAUUGCGUCUGUUGAAGCGUCAGAAACCGGUGCCGGGGCCGCAGAUUUUAGCCUGGACGGGGACAAGCUGCUGGAUGCGCUGCUCACGUACCUGUGGCUGGUCCAUUUUGUGGACUACUAUGGGGGGCUAGAGGCCAGGUCGGGGCGCGGGGACCGUCACCAUCGGAGUGCCCCCGUCAGCGAGGUAGCGGCCACGCCAGAGGGGACCGCUUGGGAACAGAAGAUCGACGCCGUUUGGCAAGCGAGACUGAAAACGGGGGAUCCGAUCGAAGCUCUGCUUGGUGCGGAUAAGGUCCAAGCGGCCAUUGACAAGGGCCUGGAUGGGUACACCAAGAAGACCCAGGAUGCCAAGUACGGCUGGAAAUAUGGUUGCGGAGCGCAGGGCUGUACCAAGCUGUUCCACGGCCCCGACUUCGUCCUGAAGCAUCUUAAGGCCAAGCACCCGAGCUUAGUCGAGCCGCUCAAGGAGCGGGCACUGAACGACGUCUAUUUUGCAAACUACCUCAAUGAUCCGAACUCCCCCGUCAACCUUGGUCCUCCACCCUCGAAAGGAAACCAGCCUCCCCCCCGCGACCGUGGCCCUUUCCGCCGCGACGAGCCGCCUCGGCGACCCAUGCGCGAGCGGCUGGGCCCGGGGAUCGCCGACGAGCGGGACCUGCCCCCCCAGAGCCGGGAGCUGCUCGAGCGCGACCUCCCGCCCCCUCCCCCGGCCACGGGGGUCCGGGGCCGGGGCCGGGGUCGGGCCGUCCCCCUCGCCCGGGGCUUUACCCCCCCUCGGGCGCCGCCCUUCCGGGGACCGGGGAUGGAGGGCCCUCCGUUCGACGACCGUCCGAUAGUGCCAUUCGACGACCCGCGGGACAUGAUGGACGGACGGCCGGGCAAACCGCCGGGAGAUGGCUAUCUUCCCCGGGAGCGGAUGCCCGUGCCCAUGUACGACGACGAGUUUGGCCCCGGGCGGCCAGUCGACUUCGACGGGCCCAUGUUCGACGACCCGUUUCCGCGCGGCCCUGGGGGCCCGGGUUUCGCACCCAUGCCGCAAGUGCUCAUACCAGUGCCCGGAGCAGGCCCUCUCGGUCCUUUCGUCCCCGCGCCCCCAGACGUCGCCCGCCGCAUCCUGGCUCAGCGCGAGGCAGGCGGCAUCCCGCUCGGCCCGGGCCCGGUCAUCGCCAACCAGGAUUUCGACGACGGGUUCAUCCCCGAAAUGCCCCCUCCCCGAGGUCCCCCCCUGGCGGAUCGACUGGGGCCUUUGCCCCCCGAACGGGGCCCGAUCGAACCGCGGGGCCCCCCUGAGCAGUUGGGCCCGCCGGAGGGUAGAGGCCCACCCCCUGACAGGAAUCUGGCGGCGAGACUGGGACCGGUGCGGGAGGAUAUGUCUCCGGAGGAGAUGGGCAGGCAGGAGGGGCGCGGUCGGGGUAGAGGGGGCUUCAGGGGGAGGGGCAGGGGUGGGUUCAUGCGGGGAGGGUUCAUGCCCAUGAUGCCGCCGCCGCCAAACAUGAGGCAGGACCCGCGGGGAGUGAGAGAGUACGUGGAUUUGGAUGCACCAAGUGACGAGGUCCCAGUGCUUGACUACCGCAGUCUCUGAGCGGAGUCCCUGAGUGUCGUUGGUGACGCUGUCUACUCUGCAGCGUUUGUAAGCGCGGAGACCCUUUGACUUCACCUUCAGUCAGCAUAAUUCUUACAAUUUACUCAAAGCAAUCUCUCGAAGUUUAUGCUUGAAUACCCAGGUGCUGCUGGCGUUUUCGAAGCAAUGUUCUGUCGCGUCCUUCCCUG
This is a messenger RNA of Klebsormidium nitens, 2618 nucleotides long. NCBI's taxonomy places the organism in Eukaryota, Viridiplantae, Streptophyta, Klebsormidiophyceae, Klebsormidiales, Klebsormidiaceae. The record is from the annotation of a GenBank genome assembly.